Thlaspi arvense is the source of this 6408-nucleotide messenger RNA. The record is from the annotation of a GenBank genome assembly. Lineage: Eukaryota; Viridiplantae; Streptophyta; Magnoliopsida; Brassicales; Brassicaceae.
UAAACAAUAUCAAAUUUGUUACCAAACAUACAAAGCAAAUGUUUAGAUUUAUACGGCAAAUAGAACGUUGAGACUGAUACGAUGACGUUUUGAAGUCGAUAUCACACUUGAAACGUUCCUUUCUGAAAGCUUUUAAGAAUUUGAGCCCACAACAGACAACACUCUCUUCCUCCAUUACUCUACUACUCUUUUCUUAUUAAACAUAACACUGACAGUAACCAAACUCCAGAUCUGAUUCCAUCUCUCAAGGAAAGAGUAAUGAUCUGUGAGAGAGAUGAUUUCAGCCUCACUGGGCCAUUACACUUAACAGCUAUAGACUGGGCUAAUGAACAUCAUCGUCGAUCCGUAGCUGCUUCAUUGGUCCAAGGAAUCUAUGUAGCGGAACGUGACCGUCAGCUACAAAGAGAAGGUCCCGAACUAGCUUUAUCUCCACUAUGGUCUGAGUUUUUCCAUUUCCGUCUCAUUCGUAAGCUCGUUGACGAUGCUGAUUCCUCCAUAUUCGGUGGAAUCUACGAGUACAAACCGCCUUCUCAAACCGUCAUAUCCAGGGAGCUGAGUCCGCGUUUUGUUGUCGCGUUCAGAGGAACGGUUAACAAAGCGGACUCUAUCUCCCGUGACAUCGAGCUAGACAUCCACGUUAUCAGAAACGGUCUUCACACUACGACAAGGUUCGAGAUAGCUAUGCAGGCCGUGAGAAACAUGGUGGCUUCGGUUGGUGGUUCGAGUGUGUGGCUUGCUGGUCAUUCUCUUGGUGCUUCCAUGGCAUUGCUUACCGGGAAAACCAUCGCGAGAACCGGAGUUUUACCGGAGUGUUUCGCCUUUAAUCCGCCGUUUUUGUCUGCUCCUAUUGAAAGAAUCAAAGAUAAGAGGAUCAAACAUGGGAUACGUAUCGCAGGCAGUGUGAUCACAGCUGGACUUGCUCUAGCCAAAAAAGCCACCCAACAAGUCAGCCAAAACCACCGUGCAUUACCCGCACCGGCCGACCCGUUUUCCGCCUUAACCGACUGGUUUCCGCGGCUGUACGUCAACCCCGAGGACCACUUGUGCUCCGAGUAUGUCGGUUACUUCGAGCACCGUAACAAGAUGGAGGAGAUCGGGGUCGGGUUCGUAGAGCGGUUAGCGACUCAGAACUCGUUAGGCGGUUUACUGAUGGACGUCGUGAGCGGAGGAAAGAACACUGAAGGGCCGAUACAUCUGAUUCCGUCAACGGUUUUAACGGUGAAUUUGAGUCCGUCGAGAGAUUUUAAAGAAGCUCAUGGGAUUCACCAAUGGUGGAGAGAAGACAAGAGGUUUGAGACCAAAGUCUACCAAUACAAAUGAUUGGUACGUUAGUAUAAAAUCGGGUAACCGGUAUAUGUAUGCUAAACCAAAAGGAAGUAAGCUUCUACUUUCCGGUUUACCCGGUUCAAUGUGUCGCAGUCGUAUAAAUAAAGUCUCUCGCGUUCGAUCUUGUAAGACGACGCCGUUUUUAUCUCUGCAAAGCUUACAUUUUCCCGCUCUCUCUCUCGUCACUCAUCAGAGAGAAUGUCGAUCAAAAUUCUCGUUCUUGUUUUCUCUGCUCUGAUAAUCUUCACGAGACCCAAAUUGAUCGCCGAUCAUCAUCACUUAUCCACAAGGAUCUCUCCGUUUUCUUCUCAUUCUUAUCUGAUUCCGCCGUUUAUACCUCCAUCGCCGUCGCUCAAGGCCCAAUCUCCGGCGGCGGAGUCGUCUUUUAGUCGUGUACCGGCUUUGUUCGUGUUCGGAGAUUCAUCUGUAGAUUGUGGAACCAACAACUUUCUUGGGACCUUGGCGAGAGCAGAUCGGCUUCCGUACGGUAGAGAUUUCGACACGCAUCAGCCAACGGGGAGGUUUUGCAAUGGGAGGAUCCCCGUUGAUUAUCUAGCUAAUCGUCUAGGUCUCCCUUUCGUUCCGAGCUAUCUUGGACAAUCUGGGACUGUUGAAGACAUGUUUCAAGGCGUGAACUACGCAUCGGCUGGUGCUGGAAUCAUCUUGUCCAGUGGAUCCGAACUUGGACAAAGGGUUUCGUUCGCGAUGCAGGUUGAGCAGUUUGUCGAUACGUUCCAGCAGAUGAUACUGAGCAUUGGGGAGGAAGCUACGGAUCGUCUGGUCUCAAACUCGGUUUUCUACAUAUCGAUUGGAGUGAAUGAUUACAUACAUUUCUACAUCAGGAACAUCUCCAAUGUGCAGAAUCUCUAUACUCCAUGGCUUUUUAAUCAGUUCUUGGCUUCCAAUAUGAGACAGGAGCUCAAGACCUUGUACAAUGUGAAGGUAAGGAGGAUGGUGGUGAUGGGGUUGCCACCGAUAGGUUGUGCACCGUACUACCUGUGGAAAUACAGGAGCCAGAACGGAGAAUGUGCAGAAGAAGUGAACAGCAUGAUCAUGGAGUCCAACUUCGUCAUGAGAUACACUGUAGAACAGCUUAACCAUGAGCUUCCAGGUGCAUCAGUUAUCUACUGCGACGUGUUCCAAAGCGCUAUGGACAUCCUCAAGAACCACCAACUCUAUGGUUUUAAUGAGACGACGGAGGCGUGUUGUGGGCUAGGGAGAUACAAAGGAUGGCUUCCGUGCAUCUCGCCGGAGAUGGCUUGCUCUGACGCCUCUGGUCAUCUAUGGUGGGACCAGUUUCAUCCUACAGAAGCCGUUAACGCCAUCCUCGCCGACAAUAAAAUGGAGCUCGAUUUUGAAGCAAGUAACUUGCUUGAAGACGAAGCUGCUGAAGUUGGACAUAAUGAUGUAGCUGGAAUUGAAGGGGAAAGAUGUGGGAUUUGCAUGGAUAUAAUUGUUGAUAGAGGCGUUCUUGAUUGCUGUCAGCACUGGUUCUGCUUUGAGUGCAUUGAUAAUUGGUCUACUAUUAUGAACCUGUGCCCUCUUUGUCAGAGGGAGUUUCAGUUGAUUACAUGCGUCCCUGUGAAUGAUUCAGGUGAAAGCAGCAAGCUUGAUGAGGCUUCGUUAUCAGGAGAGGAAGAUUGGUGCACUGAGGAGGAGACUGACGGCGUCUCUUCUCCGUCGCACUAUAUUGACGAAAAUGCAGUUAUCUGUUUAGAUGGAGAUCUUUGCAAGAUCCGUAACAGCUUCAAUUACAUUGGAGGGGAUUCCAACCUCGAUACAUCAAUUGCUUGUGAUUCUUGUGACACAUGGUAUCAUGCUGUUUGUGUGGGGUUUGAUCUGGAAAUUGCAUCAGAGGAUACAUGGGAAUGUCCAAGAUGUCUCUCUAGUGAAAAACCAGUUGAACCUGAUGUUUCACCAACGGAUACAAGAAAGCCCCUGGAGAAUUCUGAGAGAACAAAUAGUGGAUGCUCAGUCGAGGCUGUUUACUCGGGAAAUUUUUCAGUUACAGUUGCCGAUGAUGGCGAGACAGCUCUUGUCGUAUCAACUGUCAAAGGAGACGAGUGGCUUAUGAAACCAAGUGAUACCACUGCAUCGUCAGUUCAAGUUACGAUGGAGGGAGACCCUGAUAGCUCGCAUCCGGAAAUAUGUUGUAGGAAGGAAAACACAGAGCAGGUCCCAGGAAAAUUGGAGCUCACACAAUCCUUACCUCAUGAUAUAUCAUCUGAAUUACCAUCCGAUUCAAAUCAGACAUUGUUUGCUGCGCACAUGGAGAAUAGAACAGGACUUGUAGAAAAGGAUUGUCUACCGGUAAAUGUUAAAGAAUCUCUUUCCAGUACAUCCAUAUCCAAUUCAGAUGUUGCUAGUGUUGUCAGCUUAAAGAGGAAGCAUACAGAUUUCAGUGGUAAUGAUGACAAUUCGGAAACUAAGGCUGAGAUUGCAGAACCUCUCAUUAAACCAAAACAUGAGGAAAUGGAAGAAAAAGCUACCAUUCACCACGAGAGCAGUUCCCCUUCAAACAAUACGACUGUUGAUCUUUUCAGCAUUGUCAAAGGAAUUGGGCGUAAAAAGAAACUCACACGUCCAGAUACUAAGUCUUCAGAAGGAGAGAAUGCUGUUGGUUUGAGGGUAAAGAAGAUUAAGAGGACUCCGGAGGAUGAUAAAGAGUCAUUGGUUCUGGUUGAGAAACUAAGGAAAGAAAUAAGAGAGGCCGUUCGUAACAGGUCAAUGGAAGACAUCACAAAAAACCAAUUUGAUCCAAAACUCUUGGCCGCCUUCAGAGCCGCUGUAGCAGGACCUAAAACUGACGAAGCACCUAGAAAAAUCCCGGCUCUGGCAGUGAAGGCAAAGAAGUUGAUGCUGCAGAAAGGAAAAGUCCGAGAGAAUCUCACAAAGAAAAUUUAUGCAGACCCAAAUGGGAAGCGGAAAAGUGCAUGGCACCGGGACUGUGAAGUCGAGUUUUGGAAACAUCGGUGCAUAGAAACUAGAAAGCCUGAAAAAAUUGAGACUCUGAAGUCUGUACUUAGCCUCUUGAAGAAAAAACCAGCUGACGGCAAAACAAACGUUUCAUCUGAAGCCCCACAGGCCUCAAAUCCUAUUCUCUCCAGAUUAUAUUUGGCAGAUACCUCUGUUUUCCCGAGAAAUCAUGAUAUGAAGCCUCUUUUGGCAUCAAAAGAAACGGGGACCUCUCAAAACAAUGCAAAAACUAAAGAAGCAGACAAGACCUUACCAAAGAUCAGUGAUGUCAAGGUGAGCAGCUCAAAAGCUGCUGGAUCAAAAACAAACCCUGGAAACAAGCAGUCUAUUUUGGAGGACUCAGAGGAUCUGAAGAAAGACAAAAGGAAAUGGGCAUUGCAGGUUCUUGCAAGAAAGAAAGCUUUAGCAGGCAACAACUCAAGCGAAGACAAAGGAGGCUGUCCCGAGCUCAAAGGGAAUUAUCCUUUGUUGGCUCAACUCCCAGCUGAUAUGAGACCAACCCUUGCAACCAGUCGCCAUAAUAAAGUUCCUGUUGCAGUUAGGCAGGCGCAAUUAUAUCGCUUUACAGAACAUUUCUUGAAGAACGAAAAUCUUCUGGAAGUUCGAAGAAGUGCAGCGACAGAACUAGCUGUUGCUGAUGCUAUAAAUAUCGAGAAAGUGAUCGCUGACAAAUCGAGUAGCAAAGUUGUUUAUCUGAAUCUAUGCUCACAAGAAAUACUUCACCAUUCAGAGAGCAAAGCAAUGGACAAUACUGCUGUCGAACCAAAUUCUUCAUCACCAUUGGUUAAUAACGGAACUGAAGGUAUUGAUGAUAAAGAUCCUUAUGAUCCAGCUAUCCUUCAAGCGCUCAGAGCAGCAGGUCUUGCUGAUUCACCACCAAACAGCCCGACCCAUUCAACGGAAGUUCCUCCGCAUGAAGGAGACAGUUCCUUGGACAAAGCUAGGGACGUAGGCCCAGAUAAUGUACUGGACAUAGAAACCGUUCCUGAUACAGACAUCUUUGGGGAUUUUGAGUAUGAGUUGGACGACGAAGACUAUAUCGGUGCUACCAUGGCUACAAAAGCUUCAGAAACGCAGCCUGAUGAAGGAUUGACUAAGAUAAAGGUAGUUUUCUCCACUGUUCAACCUGAAAAAGUUAUAAAUCAAUCUGAAGUCUUGGGGAAUGAAGAAACCACUGCAAACCAGAAGGAGAUGGUCACAAACGGGGAAGAAGACGGGAAGAGCGUUGUUCCUAUGGAGCCUGUACUCGAGGCCAAUGGUGAAGGAAAGGGAGAAGACGGGAAGAGGGUUGUUCCUAUGGAUCCUGUACCCGAGGCCGAAGGUGAAGGAGAGGGAGAAGGAGAGGGAGGUGAGAUCCUUUCUUUAGCUGAAUGUGAAGAACUGUACGGACCUGGUACAGAGAAACUAGUUGAGAAACCUCUCAUUGAAGGAUCUGCUGAUAAUGGUCUCCAAGGUAAAGCACCUGAUUCAGAAUGCGAGAGCAACACCCACAGAGAAAUCAUCGCUUCAAACUUUGAAAACUCUUCCAUUCAAGAGAAAAAACUUCCCAGAAAGAUUCAGAAGUGUAAUCCAAACGAGAAGCCGUCUAAAGAAGAGAAGAGCAAAGCUGAUGGGUUCACUAACUCCGUCACCAAGAAGGUUGAAGCGUACAUCAAAGAACAUAUCAGACCACUGUGCAAGAGCGGAGUGAUAAACGUGGAACAAUACAGAUGGGCAGUGACGAAAACCGCAGAGAAAGUGAUGAAAUAUCAUAGCAAAGCCAAGAGUGCUAAUUUCUUGAUCAAAGAAGGCGACAAGAUCAAGAAACUUGCCGAGCAGUACGUUGAAACCGCCGCUUCUUCUUCCUCCGGAGCUCACCACAAGGACAAGUCUAAGUGACAAUCAGAAGCGUAAAUAAAGACGAGGUAGCUCAGUAUGAAAACGUAAAUAGAUUUUAAUUUACCUGUCUUUUGUCUUCUCCACAAGUUUUGGAGAUUCCAUCUUCUCUCAGGCCAUUUGCAUAACAAAGCAGUUCUUGUUUACAAGGUCUUGAAACAAAUAUGAAGAUUUAAAGAUAUAUUUUAUUACAUUAGAGGUUAUUCCCAGUUUAGGUCACUGUGAUUAAAC